AAAGGAGCACCGAGAGCCAGGAAGGAGCACCGAGAGCCAGAAAGGAGCACCGAGAGCCAGAAAGGAGCACCGAGAGCCAGAAAGGAGCACCGAGAGCCAGAAAGGAGCACCGAGGAGCCAGAAAGGACCACCGAGAGCCAGAAAGGGCCACAGAGGAAACAGAAAGGAGCACCGAGAGCCAGAAAGGAGCACCGAGAGCCACCUCUGCUCCCGCCCCGCAUCCUGCGCUUCUCUCCGCUCUCAUCGCCCGACUGCAGCUCCCGAAGAACCAGAAAGGAGCACCGAGGAGACAGAAAGAACCACCGAGGGGCCAGCAAGGACCCCCGAGAGCCACCUCUGCUCCCAGCCCGGCCCCGCGCUUGCCCCGCUCCCUCCGGCGGCCGCCGCUGCUCCCGGCCCGCAUCCCUGCGGCUUCUCGGGGGUGAAGAUGAGUGCUGAAGAGAUUCUGGUGCGUGCAGUAGAACUUGGACAAAAUUUCUGCCUCUAUUUUGACGACGACGAUGAGCUGGAGUGUGAUGCCCUGUGCAAGGACAAGACCCUGCACCGAGUGCUGAGGAACGUGAACAGCCAGCUGCUGGUGGUGCGCCCCGACCUGAACGUGGCAGCCUUUGAGAAUGUGACAGACAGGGAGAUGCAGUCUGGCAAAGGGAUGCAUUUCAGCAUUCACUGCUACAAAACCACCACGCCCUUAGCUGGGUUGCCCGUGGCCUUCAGUGUGCAAGUGGAAAACAAGAAUUAUUACAUGUGUUGUGAGAGGGAAUGUGGAGAAAUGAUCGUUAGGUUCAAGGAGGGAGAAGUUCCCAAAGAAAUUCCUGGUGAAAGCAACAUCAUCUUUUUCCAAAAGACAUUUACAUCUUGCUCCUCCACAGCAUUUAAGUUUGAAUACUCAAUGGAACGAGGAAUGUUCUUGGCCUUUGAGGAAGAAGGCUACUUGAGAAAAUUAAUCCUUAAGAAACUGUCAAAAGAUGAAGUGGAUGAAACCAUGAAGAUGAGUUUAUGUACGUUCAGUCAGAAUAAAAAUCACAACCUAUGA
This is a messenger RNA of Pyrgilauda ruficollis (rufous-necked snowfinch), 1033 nucleotides long. It is a transcript of the gene IL18, whose product is annotated as interleukin 18. Gene Ontology annotation, molecular function: cytokine activity. Gene Ontology annotation, biological process: inflammatory response; immune response. Lineage: Eukaryota; Metazoa; Chordata; Aves; Passeriformes; Passeridae. The record is from RefSeq and is a predicted model, not a curated record. The transcript has 6 exons. The coding region runs from base 428 to 1033 and encodes 201 amino acids.